This is a messenger RNA of Ooceraea biroi (clonal raider ant), 2673 nucleotides long. RefSeq lists its product as uncharacterized. The record is from RefSeq and is a predicted model, not a curated record. Lineage: Eukaryota; Metazoa; Arthropoda; Insecta; Hymenoptera; Formicidae.
GAUUAGAGUGCGCAAAGUGGAUCGAGCGGAUCGCGAACGAAGCUGAUGAGGGGAACGCUUCGCGAUUAACGAUGAGAAGUGUGCGAGAGUACGGAUGAGUGGACAAACGGAUGGUGGAAAGAUAUUCCGUGGCAUUAAGGAGAGAAUUCAAUAAUAAAAGGAAAUAAUUAUAGAUUUCUAAUGCAAAUUAUGAUUUCGACGUAUGCGGACGAAGUGACGAUACUCUGUAAAAGCAUAUAAUUAUAUACGACAUAUGAUGUACAGUAAUUGAUGGAAUAAUCUCACGUAAGUGUGGAUUGCGGAUCCGAUUGCGUGGAAACAGCAAAAUUAUGAUAAUAUAGUGUCCCGUUUCUAUUACUUAUUGCUUUUCAGCAUAACGAUAUAAUUCGGUAUUAUUAUAUAAUUAAUUUGUGUAUUUAACUCUGCGUUUAAUACCCGAUGCAGUUCCAUCAAAAUACAGAUAGCGUCAAUUAGAGACGUAUUACAAUCAUCAAAGUAUCCGAAUUAAUCUAAUUAUAAUCUAUUAUAAUCUAUUAUAAUUUUACAGAUUUGUUCGUUACUCACUUGCUUAGCGAUCUACAUAUAUGAAUUCGUGGAAAACUGAAAUGUUAUUUUAGGGAGAAAAAUAUCGGAUAUCAUUACAUUUUAAUGAUACUUGAUAUAAUUCACGGAAAGGAGAAUUUAAUAGGAAUAACGAGAAGAUAUCUUUCAAUGUCGAGACACAAGAAAGUCCGAUGGCCGACUUUAACGACUUAUUAAAAUUUAAUAAAAUCUUGAGAUGUACCUUAUAAGGAGCGUGCACAUGGUGAAAUGCAUACUUUACAUCAGACGUCUGUGAAAUUUCUGCAUGAGAUUAACCAGCUGGUAGAUGGAAUGAGUUUAUCCGAGGCCGUUUUAGACCUCGGUGUUAAUCCCUUGAUGACUAAUCAGUCGACGGAAAUGCGACAGCGCGAGCCGGUGAGACGAUUCGCGUGUCCCGUGGGAUUCUUUCGACUAAAACGGUUCUGUUACUAUUUGAGCGCCGGCACGGCACCAUGGAGGGACGCGUACUUCCAUUGCAAGGACAGAAACGCCACCCUGGCUAUACUGGACAGAAACGGAAAGGAUAGAAUGCUAAGGAAGUACUUGAUGGGGGAUCAGUUCACUAAAUUGGAGCGAUGGAUCGGCGGGAUUUUCAACUGGCAACAAAUGGCCUGGGAAUGGGGUGUAACGGGCGAGAAAAUGGUUUUCCAGAGUUUCGCCAACAUGGAACCCGGAAAAUCGGGGAGAUAUGCGUGGCACUGCAUCAUAAUGGACCCCGCAUUGAAAUACAAGUGGAGCGCGAGAAGUUGCGUCGAACGGAAACAUUACAUAUGCGAAGUGCCCGCCGGUCGUUUAGCCAGAAGACGCAAGAAGUCAGAUCCGUUUGCGCCACAAAACCAAAGAUUAAAGCCUAGGAAGAAGGGGAAAAAGUACUCCGACAGGCAGGAGAGAAUAGACGGAAGAAAAAAGAAUCGUGCAACUUUGAGAAGACAUUGGACGAAUCAAGGAGAUAACCAGCAAUGGGCUCAUGGCGUAAAGUUGGGAUCACGUCCACCUUCCAAUGUCAAAACGACGCAGCUUAGAGAGCGCACGCGGCACCGUUCGAACAGAACCCGUCUGCAACCACCAGUACCAAGGGUUGCUCACAUGUUGCCCCAAAGACGUGAAUACGGCGCCUUUCUUAGCAACGGACCUAAGAGCCAUCAGCGCGAGAAUUUGGAGGAUAUGAACAACGUUCUAUCGCAAUUCCACAAUAAAAUAAACGAUUUUGCGCGGGAGGAAGUUUUGUUAAAACCCUAAAAAAAGAGACAUAAAACUCUUAUCGAUACUUCGUUGUAAUUGUAACCUUGACUUUACUACUGCUUCGUUUGUAACUAAAGAGCUAAUUAAUUUAAAUGUAAACUUUGUCAUGACGAUACACUGUCAACUGCCAAUGCUGGAGCACAUAACUGCUGCUGUAAUCGUAAAAGUAAACUACGUGCGACCAUAAAGAAUUAUUACGAUCAAAGUCACUCUCGGAAUACACUUUUUAAGAUCGCUCAGUUUAGAUACUUGCAAGAGCUUUGAGAAACGAUAUACUGAUUAAUAAUAAACUAUGGAUUAUGAGAACAUAGAUUACAAAACUGAUAUAUCAAUGAACGCAGUAUUCUAUAAAAAUCAUUGUAAGAGAUUCACUCGACACUGUUACUGAUAUUUAUCUAACUAUCUUCUACGCACUUAUCAUAAUAGCAUUAGAGAAAAUUAUUCAUUGUCUCUUUAUGGCUAAUUACCUUCUAACUCACGAUUAUUUUGCGGUCUUGUGCAAUUAAUUAAUUGUAAUUGCGUGAAUAAUUAAUGUACAUCGAUCAAAAAUUUCAUACUCUCGAUAUUCAUCGUCUUACACGAUUCGCAUUGCACGAAUUAAGUAAGCUAUCUCAAUAGUUAAUCAAGCCACAUUUAGCGAUAUCCAUUUACAUUAACCAUAGUGCAUAAUGUUUACAACUGGAUUACGAAUUUUGGUAGCGAAUCAAAAAGAAGUAUCUUUAUUCCUCUCAAUCGUUCUUGCAUAUUAGUCACUUUUCCCGCAGCUUUAUUUGUAAAUAUAUCUAUGUAAAAUCAUCAACAUGUUCGUUAUACUUAACAAUGUACAAUAAAAUACUUAUACAUGAAUUC